Molecule: messenger RNA, 1890 nt
Organism: Hyla sarda
Lineage: Eukaryota; Metazoa; Chordata; Amphibia; Anura; Hylidae
Product: coiled-coil domain-containing protein 70-like
Exons: 2
Coding region: 451-1140 (229 amino acids)
Source: RefSeq, a predicted model, not a curated record
UGCUGCCUACGAUAAGAGUACUGAUGCCUACUAUGGGGGAAACUGCCACAUACUAUGGGGGACACAACCGCCUAUUAUGAGGGUACUGCCAUCUAUUAUGGGGAAAUAGCCACCUCCCAUGGGGGGUACUGCCGCCUACUGGGGGGGGAAUCUGCCAUCCACUAUGAAGGGGACAUCUGCUAUCAAUCUAAUGUGGGGAACAUCUGUUGCCAACCUAAUUUGGGGGACAUCUGCUGCCAACCUAAUUUGGGGAACAUCUGUUACCUACCUAAUGUAGGGGACAUUUGCUGCUAUCCUUUCUACUAAGGGGGGCAUUAUUACAGUUUGGGGCAUUAUAGUUAUUGGAAAAGUACGGAGCCUAAAAUGUUUUUUUUAUUCCCCAUAGCUGGAAGAAAUCCUCAUGGCGUCUGAGCUGGAGAAGAAAAAGGAAAGUUAACGAGAUCAGAGAAGAUGUCAUCUGAUAACUACAAGACGUUCAGCGUCCCUACAAUGAAAGCAUCUCACCAGAAAUCAUCCCGGAUAAAGACAAUGAGGAAAAAUAAUGGAAAAGACCAAGAUGGACCAAUCAACAGAGCCAACCUGAUGGAGUCUCUGGCUACAUCUGUCAAAAGUACUCUGAAAGUCCACUGCUCCAAGAACAGGCGUCCACUCAAGAAGGACAGGCGUCCACUCAAGAAGGACAGGCGUCCACUCAAGAAGGACAGGCGUCCACUUAAGAAGGACAGGCGUACACUCAAGAAGGACAGGCAUCUACUCAAGGAGGAGAGGCGUACACUCAUGAAGGACAGGCGUCUACUCAAGAAGGACAGGCGUACACUCAAGGAGGAGAGGCGUCCACUCAAGAAGGACAGGUGUACACUCAAGAAGGAGCGGCGUCUACUCAAGGAGGACAGGCGUACACUCCAGAAGGACAGGCGUCUACUCAAGGAGGACAGGCGUACACUCAAGAAGGACAGGCUUACACUCAAGAAGGACAGGCGUCUACUCAAGGAGGAGAGGUGUACACUCAAGAAGGACCGGCGUCUACUCAAGAAGGACAGGCGUACACUCAAGGAGGAGAGGCAUCCACUCAAGAAGGACAGGUGUACACUCAAGAAGGACAGGAAUCCACUCAGGAGAAGCAUAUAUUUUAUCCUUUAGGCACCAUACGACACACAAACACAGAGGAAAUGGGAGGCGCCUCAAUUUUCCGCAUAAUUACGGAUUGUCUUAUGUGCUUAUACUUGGCAUAAAAGAGUUAAUGUAUGAAUUUAUUGACAGGUAUGGUUUGUGUUGCUGGGCAGAUGUGUGGCCAGCUGUUACCAGGCAGAGUCCAGAGGGGCCAGCUGUUACCAGGCAGAGUCCAGAGGGGCCAGCUGUUACCAGGCAGAGUCCAGAGGGGCCAGCUGUUACCGGGCAGAGUCCAGAGGGGCCAGCUGUUACCAGGCAGAGUCAGAGGGGCCAACUGUUACCAGGCAGAGUCCAGAGGGGCCAGCUGUUACCAGCCAGAGUCCAGAGGGGCCAGCUGUUACCAGGCAGAGUCCAGAGGGGCCAGCUGAUACCAGGCAGAGUGCAGAGGGGCUGGUUAGUUACUGGGUGGAUGUGGGUUCUGUGACAUGUUUUGUUUUGAUUUACUGUUGGUGUCUGUCUACAGGCGGGAAUGGGGGUAUGUAUAUAUGUUGGCAGUUACAGGUGCUGUCACAGAUCCUCCGUGAGCAAGUCUAAGAAGAUCCCCCCCCCUCUCCCCCCUUUGUCAUGGGACUUUUAUUAGUGGGUCUGUCACCCAGUCUAACUGGGUGGACAUGUCAGAUAUUUUCUCACAUGGAGUUGCUCAAUGUUAUUGUAUUUGUGAUUAUAUUUAUAUUUGUUUGUUAUGGUUUUACAAUUUAUUUGUUUCCAUUAAUAAAAGCC